Messenger RNA from Drosophila mauritiana, 1171 nucleotides. RefSeq lists its product as uncharacterized. Bases 84 to 1037 code for a protein of 317 amino acids. The transcript is spliced from 4 exons. The record is from RefSeq and is a predicted model, not a curated record. Lineage: Eukaryota; Metazoa; Arthropoda; Insecta; Diptera; Drosophilidae.
CCGCCAGAACCUCGAUUGUUUUUUGCGGUCCGUUCAAACCGAACUAGUACGUAAGCCACUUAUUCCGCCGCAGAGCCACGCCCAUGUCCGCGACCGCCCCAAAUCGCCAGCCGGUGCCGAAGUUUCCGGCCGCCAUGCCGCGUGGAACGGGCACAGUGUGCUCCAAUCCGGCGGUGCCCAAAUCGCCGGAUGCACUCACCUCCCUGGUGGCCCGGAAGAGCAUUACGUCCAUGUCGGAGGAGGAAAUCAUCCAAGAGAACCUCAACGAGAUCCUCGACCUCAAGUCGCGCGAGGAGCGGAAAGCCAAUGGACGCCUGGUGGCUGUGAUCGUCUGUUUUCUGGUGCUCUUCCUGGCCGUCUACCAUGCCUGCGUCCGGAAGUCGGAGAACUCGCUGGCUGGCGUCCUGGUACCGGCGGGCAUCAUGCUCUCCUACGGCGCCUGGGUGGUCGUCCUGGCCAAGAGGGACAAGCACAGGCGAGCCAUGUUUGAGCGGCACAUCGAGGAGGUGACGCUGAAGAACAAGAUCGAACUGGAGGAGAAGCAUGCGCGCCACGCGAAGAAGGCGCAGUCGCAUCAUGGUCACUCCGGCACCGAUUCCACGGGCAGUGCCUCCAGCUCGCUGCACUACGUGAACGAGCUGCUGCCCACCGGUGGCGGGGAGCAUCGCAAGAAGCAGCGACGCCAUCGCCACAAGGAGCGCUCCGUGGAGCGGGAGGAUCACCAUCAACGUACCCAUCAGCGCCCGCAUACGCCGGACGUCGGUGUACAUCGUGGAGCGCCCAAGAGGCCCAGUUUCCGGCAGAAGCUCUUCGGCCAGACCAUCGCCCAUGUCAAGCUGGUGGAGGCCCAGAGCGACAGCACGGACUCCGCUGGCGGUUCGGGUCCGGGUACGAGACCAGUUCGCAGUACGGUCGCCAGUCCAGGUGGCCAGCCGACCGCUGCAGCCAAGCCCCAUCCCGGCGAGAAACGCCAGCGGCUGCAGCGCCUGGACACGUUGCCACUGGCGCAGGUGGUGCGUGUCAGCUCGAUUCCGUGAGAUAUAACCAUCCAGUGGAUGUGUGGUCGUAUGGAUGUACAUAUGCAUGUGGAAGUGGAGUAGUUUUUUUUUUUUAUUGGGGGCGGAGGGCCGACCUCGCCAUUGUAUCGACUAAAUAAAUGUAUUAUAAAAAA